AUGCUAUACAUAUACAGUUUCUACGGGUUGAGUGUUCUUUGUGCUGCACUGUAUUUGUACACUCGAUCAAAAGUGACAACCUCAGAAGAUGCGCAAUUUUUGGGUUUCCAACGAACGUAUCUCAUUGUUUAUCUACUCGCUGUUGCCGGUGACUGGCUGCAAGGACCACAUGUUUAUGCGUUAUACGAGUCGUAUGGAAUGUCAAAACAUGACAUUGAAUUGCUUUUCGUCGCUGGUUUCGGCUCGAGUCUCGUCUUUGGAACUUUCAUAGCAUCUAUUGCGGAUAAAUAUGGACGUAAAUCGAAUUGUUUCCUAUACGCAGUACUGUAUUCAGCAGCAUGCGUCACGAAACAUUUUGCGAAUUUUUGGAUUUUAAUGAUCGGACGUUUAUUGGGCGGUAUUGCUACGUCUAUUUUGUACAGCGCUUUUGAAUCAUGGCUUGUUUUUGAGCACAAUAAGCGUGGUUUCAACGAUCAGUUACUGUCGACAAUAUUUUCACAUGCGACACUCGGUAAUUCAUUGGUUGCGAUUAUAUCGGGCGUUGUGGCGCAAUACGCUGCGGAUUUUUUCGGAUUUGUUGCUCCGUUCGAUGCCUCUAUGGCCGUGUUAACAAUAAUGGCAGGUAUACUCAUCUUUACAUGGCCUGAAAAUUAUGGUGAUCAAAAAGCAGAAGUUCAUCAACAUUUUAUUGAUGCUGUUCAUAUGAUGAAAAACGUGAUCUGUUUGGGUCUCAUUCAAAGUCUCUUCGAAGGCGCGAUGUAUGUAUUCGUUUUGGAAUGGACUCCAGCACUAACACUGGCCAGUUUAGGUGAUCGUAUACCACACGGUUAUAUAUUCGCAUCGUUUAUGGUGGCCAUUAUGAUGGGUUCAUCCAUCUUCAAAGUGCUCAGCAAAUAUCACAGACCUGAAUCUUUUAUGAGGUUACCUCGUUCAGUCUUCUUUGCUCUCUCUGCGCAUAAAUUUGACGUUGAUAAUCUGUGA
Molecule: messenger RNA, 981 nt
Organism: Anisakis simplex (herring worm)
Lineage: Eukaryota; Metazoa; Nematoda; Chromadorea; Rhabditida; Anisakidae
Source: the annotation of a GenBank genome assembly